AUGGGCUUGACUUUGGGCAACCGGCCUUACCUGGCGUCUCGGGACCUAAAUAAGUUAGCGUACACAUUCGGAGCAUUCAAAUACGUUUCCAAGUUAAAGCGUGGACGGUUCGGCCUCGGUGCUGGCAGUCACCGACGGCUAUGUGGCUUGCCGCUUGCUGCCGAGCAUAGCUCUGAUGUCACCGCUGACCACGGAGCUGUAGAGCGAUAA
Puccinia graminis f. sp. tritici CRL 75-36-700-3 is the source of this 210-nucleotide messenger RNA. RefSeq lists its product as uncharacterized. The coding region runs from base 1 to 210 and encodes 69 amino acids. The record is from RefSeq and is a predicted model, not a curated record. The transcript has 2 exons. NCBI's taxonomy places the organism in Eukaryota, Fungi, Basidiomycota, Pucciniomycetes, Pucciniales, Pucciniaceae.